Molecule: messenger RNA, 5714 nt
Organism: Xyrichtys novacula (pearly razorfish)
Lineage: Eukaryota; Metazoa; Chordata; Actinopteri; Labriformes; Labridae
Source: the annotation of a GenBank genome assembly
ACCUCUUUCCCAGAAACGACUCACUCACUCCAAAACAACAUUUUCCACAGAGCAGAGGAGGAAAGCUAGCAGAGCUGAAACAGAGACUUUAGACCCAGGAACUGUCUGUCAUCGUGUCCUGUAACAGAAAGGUAACUCACACAAAGAUUUUAGAGCCUCUGCUGGAAGAUAAACUGAUUUUAAAUGGAGAAUAAGGUGAAUUUGAUGAUGAGUAACAUGACGAGUAACGUCAGCUAACCCAGUCUGAACGUCAGUGUCAGAGGAGGAGACAGAAAAUGUGAAAUUAUGUCCUUAAAAUCAGACAGAAACGACCUUAAUCAGGAUAAAGAUGUUUGUUUAGUUCGUUACAUGUUUAGUUUAUUCAUUGAGGUAAAAUUAAAACAUCAGAGUGAGUGUUUAAUAGAUUUAAUCUGUGAGUAUCUUUUAGAUAAAUAUAAAUCUUUAGUUUGUAGUUAAAGGUGUUUGACUUUUAGGUAAAGUUUUAUCAGUUCAGUUUAAACCCUUUAAGGAUGAAUAAGGAGAGUUUCUUUGUUCACAUGUUUUAGCAGGUUUUGGUUUCAGUUUUAAUGAAAAGUCAGUGUUUUAUCUCUACAACUUCAGGACAGACUGAUUCCUCUUUAUGUAAAAACCUGUUCAUUUUUUUACAAAGUUCAUUGUGGUUUUAUGUUGUCUGUGUCGCUCUUGUUGUUGUUGUCUGUAAUAUAAGCUGGUGGGACCAUGAAAAUGUUAAACAGAAGAGGCCCCAGGAUGGAGCCCUGAGGAACUCCGCCCUAAAGCUGCUCAAUUAUGGCAGAAAUCCUAAUCAGAGUUAGAGCCAAAAUAUAUUUGUUUAGGAUAUGAUUCCUGUAGGUACGUCACUUACAGGGAUCGUCAAACACUUCAGCAGCUGAAAACCUCUUUAAACUGAAAAACACUUCAUUCAUGAUUAAAAAAUCUAGACGUGCUUUUACAGGGACACAUUUUUCUGACAUCUCAUGACCUUUUGGCCUCUUUGGUCCCGUUUAACACGGAAGUGACUAACAGGAAAGUCCACCGAGCCAGGGGAUCCCUCACAUUACUUUCACUUUCUCUUCUCUCUCUUCUCGUCUCUCUCUUCUCGUCUCCUCUCCGUCUCCUCUCCUCCUGUUUUCCCUCAGAGACGAUGGCAGAGCAGAACACGGAGGCGAAGCUGAAGACCCAUCUGAAGCAGGAGAAGAUCCAGCUGUGGAACCUGCCGUACACCGACGAGGACAACCAGCCGGGGAUGGAGCACAUGCAGGUCAGCAGGGGGAGGACUGUGGAGGUUUACAGCAUCGGAAACACCCGAAAACACUGAGAACUAACCAGCUGACUCAGAGAUGUUAGAGAGGAAAAGUCCAGAUGAGUCAAAACCAUAUUUUACAUGUGAAAUCUGAAUUUUUACUCCACUUGCUCAGUUCCUACAGCUUAGCGUUUUUUCAGAGCUGCAUGAAAAUACUUCAAAUAAAAUCAGAAAUCUUCCACUCAGAACCAAAAUUUGUCGUCUGUAUUUUAACAUUUGUCUGAUUUUUGUCUUGUAUUUCUGUUUUUCUCAGGAGCUGGCGGAGCGUUACGCCCCUCUGCUGGGCCUGUCGGUGCAGGAGGUAGGGGGCGCUCUGGAGGCGAUCAGAGUGCAGGCGGUGAGGAGAGGGAAAGGAAACAAGACGUUCAGGGAGACGAACGUGGCCAUGCUGGAGCUGCUGCUGCCCAGAGACAGCAAGAAGGUGGAAACACGCCGACACACUCAACUUUAUCUAAAUUAAUAUGUUUUUACAGUCCUCAAAAAAAAGAACUUUUAAUGAUCCUUUUGAAUAAAUCGAUCUAAAACAUGAAACAGGCUGAAAUAAUCACGAGGACAUGAUGAGGCGACUCAGACCUGUUUGUUUGUUUUCAGGAUCCAAAGACUAAGACUCACCUGGAGACCAGGCUGGAUGUUCAGGCUCAGGAGGUGGUGGACAGGUACACACACUCUCUCUCACACACACACACACACAGACAGACACACACACACUCUGGUUUGUGUGUGUCGAACAGCUGAGCUGAUGUUUGUGUCCCUGUAGGAUUGCAGAGGAGUUUGGACUGAAACACAUCAAACUGAUCCUGAACGGGAAAACUCUGAGUGUAGGUGAGUCCAGACCUGCUGCAGGUCCCAACAGAUCCACCAAUGACCAUAAAAACAGGUUUGGUUCUGGACAGUUUGGGACAGGAAACCCAGAUCCUGCUUAAGCAGACUGCCCCCUGGUGACUCAGACAGGAAGUGUUUAAUGUUAACAGUUAAAACACUCAGAUCUAAAGAGAGCAGGAACUUUCUUCUGUGAGGUCCAUGCAGAAGAAAACAGAAGAGGGUAUAAAACGAUGGUUUGACGGUGAGUUUGUCUGUUUGUGUUUUCGUUCUGUCAGACCAACAUCUGGACCAGCAGGGGGUGAAGAACCACAGUAAGGUGAUGGUGCUGAAGGUGAGCGACGCCGAGUUGAGGCAACAGGCAAGCGAGGAGGACGAGAAGAGGAGGAACCAGAACGAGAGUCUCCAGAGGACCCAGAAAGGCUUCCAGAUCCUGUCAGAGAGAGGUACCGCCUGUCUGUCUGUUCUCUGUCUGUCUGUCUGUCUUUGUGUGUCUGUUGUUACAGUGUAGCCUCUCUUUGGUUUUGUCCCCCAGACGGCAGUGAAGACACCAUACCGUUCCUGGACAUCGCUGACCAGAAAGGAAACCCUCUGAAGAUCCCUCACGCAGAGAAGAAGGUGAAGUUCACACCAACUCAGAGACAUGUUUACGUGACUUUAAAACUCCUCUGAGGAACUUCAGGAUGAAAAUCUGUUUGAUUCCAGUCCUCUGUCCGCACUGAGUCCUCGUCUUUGUGGUUCUCAGGCUCUGAUCCUGGCCAUGGGUGUCCAUGAGAAAGGUCGCUCUCUGAUGAAGAAGAAGCAGUUUGAAAACGCUCUGUGUCACCUGCUGCAGGCCGACCAACAGUUCAGGUACAAACCUCAGCUCACGGCAGAGAGGCCGUUAGACCGGCUCUGAGACAGGACUGUUUACUAUUAACCUCUGUAGACCGGGGGUCAGCUUGACCACCUCGUUUAGAUCCAUUUUAACAAACUCUGACUCAAAGCACUAACAGCGGUGUGAACGCUCUGUUUGGAAAAUGUCAGCAUGUGUUUUGUCGUCAGAGAGCCGGGUCGGUUUUAGUUUAACUCAUACAAAAGCACUUCAAAAACUCUGAACUAUUCCUUUGUGUGUGUGGACAGUAAGUGCGGCUCGGCCCUGCUCUCCUCGGUGGAUAACUUCGCCGUCCUGCAGCUAGACAUCGUGUGGUGUUAUCGCGCUCUGGAGGCGCUCUCCUGUCUGGACGACGGGAAGAGUCGGCUGCAGAGAGCCGAGGACUGUUUCCUGCAGUGUUACGGAGAGCAGCAGCAGAGACUGCUCAUGAUCAAGGUGAGGGGAACACACACACAUGAGGGACUCCUCAGCCCAGAUGUUUGACAGGAAAACCUGCAGGUGAGGGUUCGACUGUGGGGCGUUCAGGGAACACCUUUAAUGGUUUUAUGCUGUGUGUGUUUGUGUUGCCAGGGUAACACAGGCAGAGAGGAGGUGUUGUUCCUGCGGUUGUACCUGCUGCAGAGUCUCCUGUCGUACAUCGAGGGGAACGACGCUCAGGCCCGACAUCAGCUCUCCAAAGUAAAACACCUGAACCUGCUGCUGCUGCCGUUAAAAUCCACCAUAUUCAUCUACAGGUGACAUCAGAAUAUUAAAACUGUGUGUGUGUGUGUGUGUGUGUGUGUGUGUGUGUGUGUGUGUGUGUGUGUGUGUGACAGGUGGAGUCUCUCUACAGCCGUCUGUGUCCCGACUCGGAGAAGAUGGCUCAGCUGAUGGCGUUGGGUUUCAGCGAGAGAGAAGCUCGACUCGGCCUCAGAGCGUGUCAGGGCGACCUGCAGGAGGCCGCCAUCCACAUCAGCAACCAAAGACAGGUGAUUCACACACACACACACACACACACACACACACACACACACACACACACACACACACACACAUUGUAUUGUUAGUUAUGAAGGAACUCAAACUAUAGAUGCAAAAGAGUGAGCGCUCCAUGCCUGUGUGUGUGUGUGUGUGUGUGUGUGCGUGUGUUGAUCAGGAGCGGGAGGAGCUGAAGCAGAGAGAGAGGCAGAAGAAGAGUAAGAGGAUGGAGGACAUCUCCACCCUCACUGAGCUCGGGUUCUCCAGGAGAGACGCAGGUCGAGCUCUGCACCACGCCGAUGGAGACGUGAACCGAGCCUACACCGUCAGUACCUGUCUGUCCUCCUGUCUGUCCUCCUGUCUCUCUCUAUCUCUCUCUCUCUCUGAUCAUUUCAUCUUCCUUUUCUUCUCCUCAGAUCCUCCAAGCUGCUCAGUUGACCAAUAACAACACAGAGGGCGUGGUCAGUCCAGAGAGGGUGGAGCAGGUAAGAGCUCCAGGUGUUCAUGUUUACACUGACCUGACAGAAGUAUUGAUGAAUACAUUUGAUUUAUUUGAUUUGAUCGUACUUCAUUGAUGGUGAUGAACCUUUUUUUUUCCUGGUAUCACAAAGUUAACUACGUCUUGUAAUCCGUUCAUUUAUGGAGCUGUUACCUGAUUGGCUGUUCUAGCAGGUGCAGCGUUAAUUUGUUAAUGGCCUUGUUGAUGGCUCCGCCCCCUUUGUGUCCCUGCAGCUGAUGUACCUGGGGUUUGACAGAACGGCGUCAGAGGCGGCUCUCAGACUGAUGGGCGGAGACGUCCAAUCAGCCACUCAGCUCCUGCUGGACAACCAGGGCGUCCUCCCCCCAGAGCUCCUCUCUGUGACCCCGCCCACCUCCUCCUCUUCCUCCUCUCCUUCCUCCGAGGAGCCCAGCACCUCCUCCAACUCCUCAGGUACCACACACCUGACUCUGGGGGACAUGUAACUGGUUGAAAAGUGUGAGACGGUCGUAACUCCUGUUUUUGCUCCUCAGCUGACAGAGAGCUGGUGAACGAGGUGUUGGAGGACAUCUCUCGCCAUGAGGAGGAUUACCUGGACCUGACACUGGAGGAGGAGAGCGAGCUCAUCACCACCAUGAAGGCCUACCUGAGCCGAGGACCCGCACACACUGUGUAACUCACCGAGUGCUUUACUCCCCCCUCUGUUCGGCGUUUAAAGCCGUCAAAGUUGGUUUCUGAGGUUUCUUCAGACGUUGAGUUAGAAGAGUUUGGAGUUGAACGCUCUGACUCCUCCAAUAAUAAUGAAUCCCUUUCUUCAGCAAUAAAUGAACUGAGCUCAGCUUUGAGUUUGUUAACGGUUGUUCAGUUUCCUGAGAAAAAGCAGCUCAGUGUCAUCAGGUGAAAACUGAAAGAAUAUCUUCCUGUGUUUACGUCCUGCAGGCUGAAGUUUCUGUUCCAUUGAGUUCAUAUGAAGCUUGAAUCAGCUGUUUAACAGCACUUUAUCUGUCUGCAGGUUGUUUAAUUUUGACCUUCUUUUCUAAUUGAAUCAUUAGUUGUUUUGGCGACACCUUCAGAUGUUUUAUUUUUUUGUAUAAACCAAAAGAACCUGUUUGAUUUGGGUUUAAAAAGGCUUUUCAUUGUUGUUCUAACAGCAGGAAGUCCAGUUUUGUGUUGGUGCCACAGGCAGCAGUUUGUCAACUAAAGUUUAAGUUUUUGUUAUUUAAAUCCACUUCAUGUUAAAGUUGAUUGUCUCAUGAUGGAGCCAAUAAAAAAUGAAGGUUUAUAAA